Molecule: messenger RNA, 759 nt
Organism: Scaptodrosophila lebanonensis
Lineage: Eukaryota; Metazoa; Arthropoda; Insecta; Diptera; Drosophilidae
Product: cysteine-rich DPF motif domain-containing protein 1
Exons: 2
Coding region: 86-580 (164 amino acids)
Source: RefSeq, a predicted model, not a curated record
AGCUGUUCACUUUCAUAAACACCCUUCACGAAAAUUCCGAGUUUCAGUUGCAUUUCAUAAGUACAGAAAUUCAGACAUAAAAGAAAUGUGUAGCCGCCAAUUUGAUGACGACAAAGAGUUGGAUCUGCCACAAGACAAUGAGGAGGCGGAAAUAGCACGCCUCCAACUUCCUGAACAAAACCAGUCACUUAACGCACAAGAGGAUGUAGAAGCGGAUGAUGAACGCAUUGCUAGAAUCGAAUUUCACUGCAAGGAAUGCGAUAUGCACGAACUUGUGCACUACUACGGCCGCAAUCCGCCCUUCGCGCUGGGCGUGCAGUUUCGUGAAGAUAGUUACGUUAUGCGGGAUCCAUUUCAGGCGCCGCCACCCCGAUGGCAGUCCAAAUCGGAGAACUUUUUGGCGCUUGGAGCCAAGUGCACCACCUGCGCAAAAAUAGUAUGCAAGGAUGCCGCAUGCAGCAUCUACUAUACACACACAUAUUGCCUGCCAUGUGCCAGAUUGGAGCUUAAGUCGUGGCCAGUGGAGGCACAAGCAAAGCUACGAAAGCAACUGGUGGCAAAGGAAGCUGGAAGUUGUUAAGCGAAAUAAACCGAGCUGGUUCAAGAGACUUCAAUAAACAUACAUAUGUACAUUGUAGAGUAUACCUUGAAUACUUCAAAUUACAGCGGGACAUUAUGAAACAUGUACGUGCAUGCCCUAUAACAGCAAUUUAAAAAAAUUAAAGCUAUAACGGAAUUAAAAUAUACUUUAUCAUUGCA